This is a messenger RNA of Bradysia coprophila, 1207 nucleotides long. RefSeq lists its product as uncharacterized. Gene Ontology annotation, molecular function: gluconolactonase activity; calcium ion binding. The record is from RefSeq and is a predicted model, not a curated record. NCBI's taxonomy places the organism in Eukaryota, Metazoa, Arthropoda, Insecta, Diptera, Sciaridae. Gene Ontology annotation, biological process: L-ascorbic acid biosynthetic process.
UUUAUAAAGUUCUAUAAAUACUGACAAAUUUCCAUAUUACUUCCAGCCACUAUUAUCAGCAGUAACCAAUCAUGUCAACCCUUUUAUUUUAUCUUACAAUUGGCGUCUGUGUUGCAUCAAUUGCAGCAAUUGAGUGCGACGUAAAGUCAUACCAUCCAGCUGUACCAUACGGAUAUCCUCAACAGAUUUUUUGGGAUAAUCGAACCAACUCUAUCUUUUUCGCUGAUGCAAGCGCUCCAAAAGGUUCCGAUUCUUUACAUCGUUUUGAUUGGGACAGUAAGACGUUAUACAGCGCAAAACUUACCGAUUCUGUGGAAACAGUAUCAUUCAUUCUACCAGUUCAAUCGUCGCCCAGCAUAUUAAUUGCUGGUCAAGGUCAAUCGAUUCUUCGUGUACAAUGGGACGGAGUUUCUCGAGAGGCUAAAAUUAUCGAUGUCAUUACAACUUUCAGCCCAGGUGAAAAUAAUGCUAUUGACAGAGGAGCUACCUCGCCAGAUGGAACUGUAUUUAUGUCCGUUAUACCAUCAACAUAUUGCAAAAAGAACGUUGACGGUUAUCCUGAAUCUUCCAUUGUGUAUCUGGAUCUCGGAUCUCGAUCUGCAAGAAUCAAAAGUGCUUUGAAGCCAGGAACUUACUCAAAUGGAAUUUAUUUCGAUGCCAAGACGGAUAUAUGCUAUGUUUCCAAUGAUUGCACUGCUACUGUAACUGCAACCAAAUGGAACCGCAAAAGCAAUACGUUAGAAAAUAUAAAACCGAGCUAUAAGUUCGAUCCUGCAACGGCCAGAACAGAUUAUCCUGCAGGGCUUACCGUCGAUCAAUGCUCCAACUUCUACGUUGGUGACUUCAAUUCCGGUCUCGUUUAUCACGUUAAUUCGAAAACUAGCGAACUUAUAAGGAAAUAUAAAGUUCCUGGAACGCAUGUAACCUCAGUAGGAUUCGUUGGACCGAACCUGGAUUACUUGUGUGUAGUUACUGGUAGAGAAUACCACGAUUCUUAUGGUGGUUCGAAAUCAUCUUCACUAAAUCCUGGCGAUGGAAACCUUCACUUGAUUCCAAUUUCUCCAGAAUGUUGUAACAACGGUUGUAAGGGACACCCUGGUGUACCAGUUUGCGGCCUUUAAACGAUCCAUAAUUUUGCUUGACUUAUAUUCGAAUUUAACAUUGUCUCUUCAAAUAAUCAUUCGGUUAAGUCUACUUUUGCUUUUGU